CGCCCGCGCCGGCGCGCCCCGUCGAUACGGCGCCGCCACACCGCCGCCCUAGCCCGAGCGGCCGAAUGCACGCGCUCCGCACAACGCCGAUAACUCAACAUUCACACAAAUAAAAUCCAAAGAAAACCACCAAAAUACCACAAAUAAAACCAAUCCAUCACAAAAACCCGCGCAAUUUUCCCACGAAAAAGUGAACCGCCAUCUUAGAAAUAGCUUUUGAAAAUCGAAUUUAUAUUCCUUUUCUUCGUGUGCCAGUGACACAAUGACUGCAAGAGUGCUGUGAUGUUUGAAAUUGGAAUUAUUUUUUGGAAUCAGUGUUAGUUUUAUAUACUUUUUUGAUGGUUGACGUAAUAAUUUGAAGUUAUCUAGGCCGCAUAAAUAAAUUGGUGAUGUGACAAGCUUCUUGCGUAACAAUCCGUAGGUCGGUACGUCGCGCGGUGAUGUCGUCAUGGAGGUGGUGUUGCCGCUGGCGGUGGUCUGCGUCCUGGUGAGCGCAGCCCCCAACGCGACGCGCGCGCGCCGCCCCGACGACCUGCCCGACGAGCCAGUGCUGCCUGAAGAUGAUGAUGAAUUGCACAGAUUGGAGUACUACGAUGAGGAGCGGAUUAAUAUAUCAGAGAAGGGCAUGUACCUGGGGUCACCGUGCGAGUUCACGUGCAACCCGAAGCUCAUGCACGUGUACUGUGACCCCACCACGACGACCUGCCAGUGUGACCCCAAGCACCCCGUCUCCGUGGGGGUGGCACAGGGAUGCGCUAAAGCGAAGAAAUUGGGUGAGCAGUGUUUCUACCGGGAGACGUGUAAGGCGUUCGACACCCACGCGUCGUGUGUGCAGGUCAACCACAACGCGUACUGCCAGUGCGACGCCGGGUACCACCAGACCAGCCACACCAGACCCACUUCCAGAAUCUUCUGCACCGAAGACCUGGUGUUGCUGACGGCCGACAUGCCGACGCUGCUGGGCGUGGCGUCGGGCAUCUUCGUGCUAGGCGGGCUGCUGUGCAUGGUGCUGCACCUGUACACCAAGGCGCGCUACCACCCCACGCACCUCGCCGACGCCAGGCUCACGCCGCCCUGUCUCUACUCGCUCAAUGAUACAGGAGGCACGCUGAGCGCGACGCGCGCGUCGUCCCGCGCGUCGUCGCGCAGCGGCUGCACGAGCGGCACGCUGGAGGCGGAGACGAGCUCGCGGCGCGCGUCGCGGCGCGGCGUGGCGGUGUCGGCGUCGCGCGCAGGUGCGGCGCGCACGGCGGCCAUCUUGCUCAUCUCGCGCCACCUCAGGGCCGUAAGGCGGGACGGCGGCGCGCACCCGCCUAAGUGCGCCGCCAAAGGUUCGCGACGUCCAAGUCUAACCUCCGUGCAGAGCAGUUCAUCGUCUAUCCGAAGCUACAGCGCUCGGCGUUGGGAGAGAGAACGAGAGCAGAAGGAGAGGAGACAGAUGAGCAUGCGACUGGCGCAGCUGCACGACAAGAUGGCGGCCGGGCGCGACGUGCCCAAGCACGCGCCCACGCCGUCGCCGCGCUCGCCCAACAACUCCACAGAUGGACUGCUACCGUCUGUAUGUGAGAUUAGAGAAUUGAUCACAAACCCUGAGCAGCAGUUGCAAGGGGUGGACGGCCCCUGCUCCAGCUCUUCGCUUUACUGACACCCGGCCCACGGGAAGAUGACCAGGAGGUCCCUGGACUCCCUGUCGUCCGACGGCUCACCAGCCAUCGCCUGGAUGUAAGACCACCCGACUGAACUGUUCCCAUUCAAGAACGUUUAGUGUUCCACGUGAACGACCAUCAUGUAUAUAGAAGUGUCGAGUGCUUGUAAUGAACUCAUUAACCCCUAAGUUCCGCAUGAGGUAUAUCCAGCCUUGACUCCCACUUGUUGAUAUUGUAAGUAAACGCUUAUGCUUAUAGUUAGAUCGAGGAGUUUCGGGUUCCGUGUAUUGUUGCUUGCUAAUACGGAGAUUGACUAGGGAUUGUAACACUUACCAACUCUAACAGGCUAUACGCACAUUUAAAAGAGAAUCAUUAUAUAAAUCUCUUCUAAUAAAAUGAAAAUAAUAGCAAUGGUGGAGUUGCUUACAAGAUAUGGGAGGUUUACUAAACUUAUUCACAAGGCUUGAUCAAUAUAAGAAGCUGAAACAGUUUUCUUAUUAUAAGGGCUAAAAUAAUUAAGUAAACAAGUGACAUACGACGGACUCGGAAUAUUCCAGAAAAUAAAAACAUAAGACUAGUUAUCGAUAGCGAUGUAAAGAUAUAAACUAAACUAAUAAAAGUUGUUAUAAGCGCAUUUAUAUGAUUUGUAUUUAUUAAAUGUGGAAUUUAGAUAAAUAUGCGCAAUAAGUUGAUGUUAAACGAAAUAUAUAUUUAUAUUCAUUUGUUAAUUAAUACAUGUAGGACGUGUAAGUUGAUUUAAUAAAGACAGAAUUAUCGCAUUAUGUUUGAAAACAUAUCGUUUUAUAAGUAUAAUAUUGACUGUUAACAACGGCCGUAACAAUUUUUAUAAUUAUCUACUUUAACUAAUGUACCUGAUUGUUGGUUUUGUUUAUAAGUGAAUUCAAUGCAUUCUGUUUUACUUUAUUGAAUAUACUAGCGAGAUAUUAGGCUUACUAAAUGUCAUGCUAAAAUUUAAUAAUACAGUUAUUUCUAAAAGCAAUCGAUGAAUGUGGAAGAUAGAAAAUGCCUAAAAUGUAUCGUUGGUCAGAGUUGUUACCUAUAUUUUAUACAGCCGUGAU
This is a messenger RNA of Helicoverpa armigera (cotton bollworm), 2725 nucleotides long. RefSeq lists its product as uncharacterized. The record is from RefSeq and is a predicted model, not a curated record. The coding region runs from base 449 to 1645 and encodes 398 amino acids. The transcript is spliced from 8 exons. NCBI's taxonomy places the organism in Eukaryota, Metazoa, Arthropoda, Insecta, Lepidoptera, Noctuidae.